Molecule: messenger RNA, 771 nt
Organism: Parnassius apollo (apollo)
Lineage: Eukaryota; Metazoa; Arthropoda; Insecta; Lepidoptera; Papilionidae
Source: the annotation of a GenBank genome assembly
AUGGAUUUAAUACAUCGACUGCAUUAUCUCGUAUUGUCCCAAAAAUCUGAUCUCAUGACCAUGGAAAGAGAAAAGAGAAUGCGUAUGCGGCGACAAUCCAGCCUGCCUGAAUACAGCAGGGCACAAAAAACUCGACAUCGUUUGGAGCAAGCAUUUUUAAAUGAUAGAGAAUUGUUCGCGGCGAAGGCGGACAGUGGCGCGGCAGCAGCCGAUCGCAAACUCUCGUCUUCAUCAGCUGGAAGCAUGAAGAAUAAGUGGUUGAAGGCCUUUCGCAGCUUGAAGCCGCCCAGUGCUCCACCACCGCACCCCGGUCCACAAGACAAAAAAAAUCAAAUGUACCACGCGGUGUCAACAGUUAUGGCCAUGAGGAGGAAUGGUGCAGCCCGCGAUGCUAUGCGUUCUGGUGGUGAAUCGGAGGCUCACAACUUCCAAGAAUAUACAUACAAGAAAAUAACGCCUUGUGAUAUAUGCUCUCAAGUUCUACGAGGGCACACCCGACAAGGAUUACGUUGUCGUAUUUGUAAAAUGAACGUGCACACAGACUGCAUGCCGCAAGUCGGCAAGUGCCAGACUAAGUCAAAGCUCCUUCGUAGGCAGAAAAGCACUUCCGAAAUUGAGUCGCACAGAGUCCAAGAAACCGCUUUCGAAGAAGAAAAAUCGGAAGAAACAACUACGCGACCAUUUGGACAACCCCUAUGUUUUGUUAAAGAGAACGGCGAUCCGCCGCCUUCUAUUCUCAAGCCAACGGCCAGCUUUCGGAAGAAAAAAUGA